AUGAAAACUCCAAAAUCAAAACAUAAAAAAGCUAUUUCUGAAACUGAUGAAUCUCAACCAAUAGCAUCAGAUCAAUUAUUUUCAAUUAUCUCUUUGAGUAGUGCUCAAAAACUCAUGAACAAUUUAGAAAAUGAUAUCUGCCUUAAAUUAGCAAUUCAAACACAUCUAGAAGAAACAAAUUUAAUUUUACAAAGACCAAAUUUAACAUUGAUCAAUACCAUUUUGAAAAUUGACUCAUUCAAACAACAAUAUCAAGAAGAACCAAUGAGUUUAAUUAAUAAUAAUAAUAAUAAUUCAAAUCAAAUGGAACCUAAAACAUCUUUAUGGGAUGCUGCAUUAAUAAACUAUUUUACAGAAUGUAUAAAAUGGUCAACAACUAAAUGGAUUGAAGAAUUUUAUAAAAGAAAAUCAAAUUCAUUUGGAAAUAGAAUACGUGUUUCAAUGUUUCAAUAUUUACCAAAUAAUAAUAUCAGUGAGUCCAAUGAAAUAAUAGAUAUGGAAAAAUUGAUGUGUAUCAUAAUCAGUUUCACUACAGCUUACAUAUUAUUACGUCAUUUACAAUUGUGGCAUUUAGCAAAUGAACAAUUGUUUUUGAAUAAAAAGAAUGAUAAUUUCAGUGAAAAAACAAAAACUACUUGUUUAAUAGCAUCAAUUCAAUUUUUCAAAUCAUUAUUUCAAUUAUCAAUAAUUGAUACUCUUAGUGAUGAACAUCAUCAUUAUAAUACAAGUGUAGAAAAGAAUCUUUAUGAAUUUGAAAAACAAUUCUCUGGAUAUUUAUCUAUUGUUGAAUUAACUGCGGCAGAAUUAUUGAUAGAAUUCUUUUCAAGACAUUUUUUAAAUAAGCAUAAUUUGUUGGAAAGAGUUUUUGGACCAUAUACAGCAUGUAAUCAAAGAUUGAUAAAAAUCUCUUGUCCACUUUAUUUUGAUACUUUGUUGGAAACAUUUGAAACAUCAUCCGAUUCUAUAUGGCCAGCACCAUUAUCUGAAGCUAUAUCACUUAGAUUCAUUUCAAAAUAUUCUGAAUUAUUUCCUGAGAAAGUAACUAAAUGGUUAAAAAUUAUGAAACCAAUUGAAACGUCAAAAGACACCGAACAACAACAACAACAACAACAACAGCAACAAAAUGAACAAUCAAUAUCUUUAGAAACUGAAAUUCAAAUUAGCCCAACAACCGAUGAAUUAAAACAAGAAGAAUUCAAUUCAAUGUUCAAUCAAAAAUAUCUUACUUCUAUUGAUACAUUGAAUUUAUCUGAAUUGAAUGCGAUUACGCAAGUGAAUCAAUUGGAAUUAGAUAGUAUUGUACAAAAGUUACUAACUGAAUUAUCUUUAACAUUUCUUAAUAAAGAUUAUUUAAUUAAAAUAAAAGAGAAACAAAUUGAAUUAGGCAAACAAUUGAUAGAAAGAGCUAAAAUUAAAAUUGCUGAAUUAGAACAAUCAUCAAAAAUAAAUAAAUGA
Schistosoma turkestanicum is the source of this 1455-nucleotide messenger RNA. NCBI's taxonomy places the organism in Eukaryota, Metazoa, Platyhelminthes, Trematoda, Strigeidida, Schistosomatidae. The record is from the annotation of a GenBank genome assembly.